Messenger RNA from Prorocentrum cordatum, 1313 nucleotides. The record is from the annotation of a GenBank genome assembly. NCBI's taxonomy places the organism in Eukaryota, Dinophyceae, Prorocentrales, Prorocentraceae.
CAUCGGAGUGGGAGCAGCUUCACCUCGCGCAUCUCAGGGCAAUGGCGCUCCGUUUUGCCGCCCUCUGGCUGUCCCUCGCCGCGGCCCGCGCGGGCGACCCGGAGACCUGCCCCGCGGGGCGGGUCUGCGCUCCUGGGGAGCAGGAUGAUGCAGGCCUGCUCCAAAGCAGUGCAAAGUUUGCGGCGGCGACGCUACACCAGCACGCCAGGUUGGUUGACGUGCCCACCAACAGCGACGAGUGCAAGCAGGUGAAGAACAUAAACACCGGCCUGCCGAUCGUCUACGACCCCAGCUGCCCCGUGCCGACGCCGGCGCCGACGCCAGCGCCGACGUCCUUCGACUGCAUGGCGGUCCCGAACAUCAACACUGGCCUGCCGAUCGUCUACGACCCCAGCUGCCCCGGACUGUGCUGCUUCGAGGACACGCCGUGCCGGUACUGCAACGAGGGCUGCUAUGGCCAGGGCGCGUGCUCAGCCCCGACGCCGUCGCCAGUGCCGACGCUGGCGCCGACGCCAGCGCCGACAACUUUCGACUGCAUGGCGGUCCCGAACAUCAACACUGGCCAUCCGAUCGUCUACGACCCCAGCUGCCCUGGUCCGUGCUGCUUCGAGAACACGCCGUGCCGGUACUGCAACGAGGGCUGCUAUGGCCAGGGCGCGUGCUUAGCCCCGACUCCGACGCCAGCGCGCCUGGUCCAGGUUGACGUGCCCACCAACAGCGACGAGUGCAAGCAGGUGAAGAACAUCAACACGGCCCUGCCGAUCGUCUACGACUCCAGUUGCCCUGGCCUGUGCUGCUUCGAGGACACCUGCCCCGGCCUGUGCUGCUUCGAGGACACGCCGUGCCGGUACUGCAACGAGGGCUGCUAUGGCCAGGGCGCGUGCUCGGGCCCGACGCCGACGCCUGGCGCGUGCUCGGCCCCGACGCCGACGACUGUGCCGACGCCGGCGCCGACGCCAGCGCCGACGUCCUUCGACUGCAUGGCGGUCCCGAACAUCAACACCGGCCUGCCGAUCGUCUACGACCCCAGCUGCCCCGGUUUGUGCUGCUUCGAGGACACGCCGUGCCGGUACUGCAACGAGGGCUGCUAUGGCCAGGGCGCGUGCUCGGCCCCGACGCCGACGACUGUGCCGACUCCGGCGCCGACGCCAGCGCCGACGUCCUUCGACUGCAUGGCGGUUCCCAACAUCAACACCGGCCUGCCGAUCGUCUACGACCCCAGCUGCCCCGGCCUGUGCUGCUUCGAGAACACGCCGUGCCGGUACUGCAACGAGGGCUGCUAUGGCCAGGGCGCGUGCCAGCCUGCGGCGUAG